AUGGCAACAACACACAAAUUCAGAAGAGGAGGAGGAAUUAAAAUUCUCUACGAUGGAGAGUUUGGAAAAUUAUCGGAUGACGUUGUAUUGUACUCUAUUCUUCCCUACUUUUCAUCUAAAUAUUUGAUCAAGGAUUUGAGUUUAAUUUGUAGAAAAUGGACUGAUUGGAUUAGAUUUUGUAUUCCCAUGUCGAUAGAAUAUAAUAGUAAUAAUAACAAUAAUAAUAGAGGAGGUGAUGAUGGCGAUCGGAAUCGUGUAAUGGUUAUGAGUUUUGUAGAAUAUUGUAAGAAGGGAUUUAUGAAGAAGUUACAUUAUUUGGAAUUGAAGAAAUUGUAUUUUGGUUUGGAAGUUGAAUGUCUUGCUGGUGAUUUGAGCGAUUUAGAAACAUUGAUUGUUGAGAGGCGAGAAAUGGUAGCUCCCAAACCAGAAUAUUUGACAAAAUUGAAAAAUCUUAGAGUUUUGAAUGUGGGUGGAUGUUAUUUUCCUGAAAGUAGAGAUUUUGCAUUUCUUUUGGAACUGAAAAAUAGUUUAACAAGUUUGAAAUGUUCUUUUGUGAAUGAACAUGAACAGGGUGAAGUAAUUGAGAACACGUUGAAGAAUAUUUCAAAAUUGACUAAGGUGAGAGAUCUUUCAAUGGAUGCCAAUAAUAUUGAAAUUUUUAGAUUGGACUCUGCGAAAAUCAAUCAUUUAGUUAAUUUAACUGAGUUAGAUUCUCUCUCAUUGGAGAAAAUUAAUAUGGACAACACAUUACAAAUAAUUUCUACAAUGAAUAGUUUAACGUCACUUUCUUUGAGAAAUUGUAAUAUAACCUGUGAGGGGUGUAAUCAUAUAGCCAAAAUGAGCUCACUGAAAAGUUUGGAUAUAACUGAUAACGAGAUUGGAGAAUUAGGGUGUAAACAUUUGUCCACUUUACCAAAUUUGACUCGCUUAACUAUUGAGAAUGCCAACUACUCAGGUCUCAAACAUCUAAUAGAAGGUUUACAAAAAUUAGAGUAUCUUUCAAUCCGUGACAAGAAACCAAGUGGAUUGAACGAUCCUACUAACUAUAUCAAUUUUUCCAAAUUGAAAUAUUUGACAUACCUCAAUGCCUCAAAUACUGGAUUGAGUGGAAUGGAAUUUACAAUGAUUUCAAGGUUGGAAAAUUUGAGAGUUUUAGAUUUGUCGAAUAGCAAGUUAAGCAGGACUGAAAUUUGUGAAAUUUCAAAACUGCCAUCGCUUACUGAGCUUGACAUAUCACAUUCUGAGCACUCAAUUGACUCAUACGGAUGGGAUUACCUUUCUCAAAUUAGCACUUUGAAAAAAUUACAACUGAAGAAUAAGUGUGUAGACCUGGAUGGAAUCAAAUAUUUAAAAUUACACAAUUAUCUUAAUUAG
Messenger RNA from Naegleria gruberi, 1374 nucleotides. RefSeq lists its product as uncharacterized. NCBI's taxonomy places the organism in Eukaryota, Heterolobosea, Eutetramitea, Acrasida, Naegleriidae. The transcript has a single exon. The record is from RefSeq and is a predicted model, not a curated record. The coding region runs from base 1 to 1374 and encodes 457 amino acids. Gene Ontology annotation, molecular function: protein binding.